UGCACCUUCGAGAGCAUAACACUGGAACUUUGUGAACUGAUUUGUGAGCUGUAAGGUCUGUACAUUUCUGGAUAGUAAAAACGGAGCGGUACACAGAUACGGGUUAGCAGCCACUGUGCACGCCCUAUCCAACAGACACUCGCAGACAAGGAACUGUAACCAGGCAAGAGUCUAUUAUCAUUGGUUGUCAUGGCUGAUUUGUUAUCUGUCUCCCAGGAACAGGCGGGGGUUGCCAUCUUGUUAUUACCGGGCUCCUAAAUAUAUCCCCUCUCAGAAAUGUGCGAUGUAACCUACAUUAACUGGAGUACCGCGCCGUGAUUUAGAGUGCAGCUGUACAAAUCCUAAACAAAAACACGUGUUCAGUAACUGUUACCUGGUCAACCUUCAUUCGGACGAUAUAGCGCCCCCUGGCGAUAUCAGUGACGAUGACUUUCAAGCUGACUGUCCCCACAGAUAACUGACAAGUUACGUCAUAACGUUCCCAAAGUGGCUCCAAACCCUUGAACUGAGGAUACCGCAGAAGUCUGUGACACCGAAACUGAAACCUUCAAAGCAAGACCCAAUGACAGUGCAUAGCCCGCACGAGCAGCUUUCUUAUCAAUCAAACCGCCUUCGUUGUUGAGAGAGGGCGAGGACAUCGCUACAACAUAAAAGAUGAGACUCACAUUUGAUGAUGUUUUGCGGCACCUGGGGGAGUUUGGACGCUAUCAGAAAUGGUUGGUAUUUGUUCUGUGUCUCCCUGGCAUCACCCAUGGAAUCAGGAUGAUGAUAAGCGUGUUCCUCCUCAACGUUCCAGACCACAGGUGUGCCAUCCCCGGCUACGACAACGACACCUACGAUGCACAGUCUGACAACCACGCCCGUCUUAUCAACGCAACCAUCCCCUACGUUACAAGAGACGGUAAACUGCAGCUCGACAGCUGUCACAUCUACCGCGACGAUGGCAACAGCACAAGCGAAGGCGCCAAUCGUACAGUAGUGGGCUGUCAGAAGUGGGUGUUCGACAAGUCUGUGUUCGAAUCCACUGUCUCAACGGAGCUCAGCUUCGUGUGCGACGACGCUAUACUUGCCACACAUUCUCAGAUGAUCUUCAUGGGAGGCUACUUCUUCGGGGCCUUUGCCGCUGGAGCCCUGGGAGACAAGAUCGGGCGGAAGAAGGCUCUUUAUCUGUGUAUCCUUUUCCUCACCAUUGGAGGAAUAAUCCUCAACUGGGCCAAGAACUUCGUCAUGUUCGUCAUCCUCCGCUUUAUCAACGGAACCUCUACAGCCGGAGUCUUUACCACGUGUUUCGUUAUAGCUAUGGAGAUAGUAGGUCCCUCCAAGCGGGUAUGGACUGGAGUGAUGGUUCAGGUAUUCUUCGCCAUCGGUAUGACGAUCCUGUCCGGAGUUGCCUACUUCAUCCGAGACUGGCACACACUGGAGCUAGCCAUGGCAGUCCCUGUCGGAAUCUUCCUCAUUUACUGGUGGGUCAUUCCAGAAUCUCCAAGAUGGCUGAUGAACGAGUACCGGGAUGAAGAAGCAGAAGUGAUCAUACGCCGCGCAGCAGAGGUGAACAAAGUCAAGUUACCCGACAAACUGUUUGAACAGCAGACGACAGAGAUUGAAUCACAUGACGAAGAGCCGAAGGGCAACUUUUGCCAUCUCUUCACAACUCCAGUCAUGUGCAUACGAACUCUCAUUAUAUUUUUUAACUGGUUGGUGGUCAGCAUGGUGUACUACGGUCUGUCCCUCAACUCAGACAACCUUGGGGCAGGCAGCCUCCACCUCAACUUCCUGCUAGUAGGGCUGGUGGAGUUCCCGGCCUAUGCGCUCUCAAUAGGACUGGUCAACAGACUAGGAAGGAAGAUCAUGCACUGUGCAAUGAUGAUCAUAGGAGGAGUGUCCUGCAUCCUCACCAUCUUCACUAUCCUGUAUGCUGAUCAGUCAUUGCAGUGGAUCACCGUCCUGCUGGCUAUGAUAGGGAAGCUUGGGGCAGCAUCAGGCUUUGCUAUCAUCUACGUGUUCUCCUCAGAGCUGUUCCCCACUGUCAUCCGGCACUCUGCCACCGGGGCAAGCUCCUCCUGGGCCCGUGUUGGGGGCAUGAUAGCCCCCUAUAUCGUAGACUGGGGCAAGUUUGUUGGCGGGGACUUCGGCCGCGCCCUGCCGCUAUUGAUUUUUGGCAGCUUCUCCGUCCUGGCAGGUCUGUUGGCCCUUCUACUUCCGGAAACACUCAACAGAGACCUUCCGGAGACCAUCGAGGAUGGGAUCAAAUUCGGCAGAAAACCCGUUGGUCACAGACAACCAGACGAAGAAGAAAAACAACGGGGUCUGCCAUUGCUAUCAUUGCCUGAAACCACAGACAACGAUAAGAAACAAUCACCUAUAUACAGAAAGCCAUCAGCUCCCGUCACCGCUUGACUUUAGUCUCCAUGUAGUGUCUUACCUGUUUCAACUGUCGAAAGAAAUCAUCACUAAUUCUGUUUGAAGAAAUCGUCAAUAAUCAUAUACAAAACAAUCAGUACAAAACAAAUAUGCAGCAGAAUUACUCGAAACACACGAUUCAAACUGCUACUUCUUGGUGAUAGACGUAUGUAUAUUAUACUAGGAUUCAUAAUGCCGUGUGUACAAGAACGAGAGAAGUCUGCCCAUGUUAACUAAGCGAAGGUUUCCCUGCGUCUGUCGUGUCUGUGUUAAUGUUUGUGAGUUAUCAGUCGGAAUGAGGUAAUCGCCUUGUGAUUUUAGAGAUGAUGGAUAACUUAUUGCACAGAAAGAUGAAAGAAGCCCAAUAUGACGAAUGAAGCCCAAUAAUUUUGUUGUUUCCGGAUGAAAUGAGUUGUUCUGAUACACAACAGUAUCCUGUCCCAUCCAGCAUUAUCCAGUUUCACAGAUGCAUAUUUCCAAAGCACACCUUGGUCGUGGCUAUUCCUACAGUGAUGACCUACUGCCAUGCCGUGAUGUGACUUCCUCAUUCACUGUUAGUGUGCCCAUCCAUAACAUGGCUGUUACAUGUCUAGCAGCACCCUAGUUCACUUUUAAACGUGUUAACCGGUAUGUUGAUGUAACUGUACAAUACUGAGUGGUUCAAUUAUAUGAAAUAAAUGAUAAGACCAUC
Haliotis rufescens (red abalone) is the source of this 3091-nucleotide messenger RNA. Its product is annotated as organic cation transporter protein-like. Lineage: Eukaryota; Metazoa; Mollusca; Gastropoda; Lepetellida; Haliotidae. Gene Ontology annotation, biological process: transmembrane transport. Gene Ontology annotation, molecular function: transmembrane transporter activity. The record is from RefSeq and is a predicted model, not a curated record. Gene Ontology annotation, cellular component: membrane. The coding region runs from base 655 to 2397 and encodes 580 amino acids. The transcript has 12 exons.